Molecule: messenger RNA, 687 nt
Organism: Sparassis crispa
Lineage: Eukaryota; Fungi; Basidiomycota; Agaricomycetes; Polyporales; Sparassidaceae
Product: Translin-1
Exons: 7
Coding region: 1-687 (228 amino acids)
Biological process (GO): RNA metabolic process
Cellular component (GO): cytoplasm; nucleus
Molecular function (GO): single-stranded DNA binding; RNA binding; sequence-specific DNA binding
Source: RefSeq, a predicted model, not a curated record
AUGGACCCAGGCAAUCUCGAGUACAUCAACCAGCUGCUGGACAAGGACGUCGAGCUCAGAGAAAAAAUUAAGGACCAGGUAACCGAAUUUGACAAGAAAACACGCACCUUGUGCGGGAUGUUGAACAAAAUACAUGCUACACCGUCUGACCAGAUGCCAGUUUUGUUGGAUUCCGUCCGCCCAGUCCUCGAGAGCUGCCGCGAAACCACUGCUGCUCUCGCUGACUUGGUUCCCCCCAAUCAAUUCUGGCGAUGGAAAGACAUGUGGUCGAUCUCCUUGCGCAACGCAGUGUUUGGCGCGACACUUGUAGAGUUCCUCCGCAGCGGUAGUUUACUGACCUUACCACGAGUUAGUGACGUGCUUGGAAUCAAGGUCGAGUGGAAAGAUAAAUUCGCCCUCACAGCCGAAGACUAUCUUCAUGGCCUCAUUACUUUGGUGAACGAACUGUCUCGUCUUGCUGUUAACGCAGUGACACUCGGCGACUAUGAACAACCCAUACGAAUAUCGAUAUUCGUUAAGGACCUAUUCGCUGGAUUUUCCAUGCUCAAUUUGAAAAACGAUACUCUUCGACGCAGGUAUGACAGUCUGAAAUACGACAUCAAAAAAAUUGAAGAGGUUGUAUAUGACGUUUCUCUCAGGAAACUUGCACCCAGCCACCCCCAUGACAAAGCACAUGCACCUACUUAA